AUGCUUUUGUAUCCAAGAAGUUUGGAAGAUGAUCUAUUCCGGAGGCUUAAGGUGAACGUUAACGAGACGACUGAGGAAUGCAAGUUCUUCAUCUGCCCUGGUUGUGGCAAAAAGAUGGAGAUGAAGAUUGAAGUAGGCAAUGCAAGCAAAUUACGAAACGAUGUUGAUGGAGUAUCUGUCUGUGGCAAGCCGUCCUUCAUCGUUACUGAUGAUAUGGAAGUGCAAUCUAACUCUACUAAUGUGUAUCUACAAGUCGUCAAAGCUCAGGGUUAUGUAGAUGUUGACAAGUUGACUGAAUCACUUCUUGUCAUUGGUUCUGAAGAGAAGUUUGGACUAGAAUCCUCUGGUGAUAAUAUGGUUAUGGGAUGCAUAUUAAACCUGUUUAGAAGCUUUAACGACUUACGCUUGAAUAGAAGAUCACGUCCCAAGGCCAACUCCGCACUACCAUGGUAUUAUGGCUGCCAGAAGAACCUGCUCGGCAUUACCACUGUCAAGGAACCAGAUUUUGGGUUUAGCUCUGGUGAUAGUAGGCUUAUGCAUGGAUAUGGAAAUUCACGUAUGUUGGGAUGUGGUAGCCCUUAUCCACCACUGAAUCAUUUAUGCCCGCAUAGUGUUCAAACGAUCCGCUCCCACUGUAAUGCAUGCCAGGGGUUUGUGAAGGAAAACAUGAAGUUUAGAGUAACAGAUGAUCUGAUCAUAACACCCCUGAGCUCAAGCUCGACCAUUGGCUAA
This is a messenger RNA of Brassica oleracea var. oleracea, 732 nucleotides long. RefSeq lists its product as uncharacterized. The record is from RefSeq and is a predicted model, not a curated record. Lineage: Eukaryota; Viridiplantae; Streptophyta; Magnoliopsida; Brassicales; Brassicaceae. The transcript has 3 exons. The coding region runs from base 1 to 732 and encodes 243 amino acids.